UGCCCUCUCCUCGUCGUUAAUUGCGUUUCCUACCGACUAACAACUUGUUUGUCUGUUAGCGCAUUGGCUGCCCAUGGGCGCUGCUGUUUACACACGGUGCUGCUCCGCCGCCUGGGCUGUCCGGUGCGCCUCUGCGGUCGGUUCGGGACGGUAUUGGGCUCCGCUUUUAUGAAUGAAUAACGAAAUGCGAGUGACUGCGAAACUCCCGAGCAGCCGGGCUCCCGGGGGGCUAGCCACUGAUGAGAGGGAUUAACGACGGAGCGGAGCCGCGGCUCAUUGCGGAAAAGCCGAGUCUGACUGCAGGCUGGCGAGGAAACGCACCGUGAGGGAAACGGGCUCCAUAGCAUAGAGCAGCGGAACAAAACCGCGGUUACCACAAUGUCCAUCCACAUCGUGGCUCUGGGCAGCGAGUGCCCCGGUGGAGUCGGGCCCGGGGAGGAGAUCAUGGGCCAGGGGCAGCUGCAGGGAGGCCUGCUGUGGAGUUACCUGGGUCACGGAGCGUUGGUGGGACCCUGCGACCUGGAGAGCAGCCUGCACAACCCGGCCUUCAUGGAGUACACCUCACGUGUGUUUGGAGAUGUCACUGUUGUGGUUCGGGACUGUCCCAGCUGGGACUUGUUGGACAGUGACUGGGCCAGUGUGCGGAAAGUUCUUGAGCAGGCAGACAUCCUGGUCAUUAAAUAUUCAGUCACUGACAAGCUGGCCUUCCAGCAGGUCAGGAACGGCUACGCCCCGAGACUCCGCCCGCUCCUGAGGCAUUGGGGUGUACCUGUCAUCCUAGUUGCUGUUGGAGCACGGCUGAAUGAUGAGGGCCCUCCCUGUACGUGUCCAUUGUGUGCGUCUGACUGGAGCAGCUGUGUGCCUCACAGUGAAGGUCUGCAGCUGUCCCGGGACCUGGGGGCCACCUACCUGGAAUUGCCUUCUCUCAACCACGUCUUUGUUGGACGCUACUUUGGCAGCGUGCUGGAGUACUUCAUGAUUCAGUGUCUGAAACACAAAGCCAAAGAGAGGCCAGAGAAGAGGCGAGGGAAUAAAGUGAAUGAGCUUCGUCCCCCACACUUAGAACAACCAGCUCGUCUUCCCCCCAUCCGUGUGGAGGAGUCCAGCUUCUCCCAAGACAUGCAGUGGUUGUUGGAGCGUGGUGUGCAGUUCGCCGAUGUGGCUUUCUAUGCCGGGGAUUCUGGGAAAGAACUGGGGUGGGCGCAUGCGGCUGUGCUGUGUGCGGUCAGCCCGUACUUCAGACAGCUGCUCCUGGGGCCCAAGACCAGGGAACGUCCACAGUCACGGUGUGUUUGCAGAGAGCGGGACGCAGGCCCCCAUUCGUUGCUGUCCACCUGGGAUGGGGGCAUUAUUGAUGACAUGCCACGAUCAGAGGGGCACCUGACAGGACGACUCUCCCGUCUGGUUGUGAAGGACCCGCUUCUGUGUAUGUGCUUGUGGGAGACUCUCAUGUUUAUUUACAGAGGAGCAUGGGAGUGGGAGCACCUCCAGGAGGCCCUGGAAGAGAAGCUGAAGAACUCUCUGGCUGUUGCUCAGCUUAUGGAGCGCAUACGAUCGCUCAUCGGGAGAGAAAGGGGCCCCAGGGAUACCCCGAGUGCGCGGGCAGCUCAGCUCGGCCCCCAGACUCUUGUCAACCUCUUCAAUUCUCCCCUUUACUCAGAUGUCAUCUUCAUGGUGCAAGGCAGCGUAUUGCCAGCCCACCGGGCGGUGCUGGUGGCACGCUGUGACGUCAUGGCGGCAAUGUUCAGCGGAAAGUAUGCAGAGGCCCGGAGCCGAGUGGUGCCCAUCCACGGAGUCUCCUCAGAUACCUUCCUGUCUUUCCUUGAGUACCUCUACACUGACUCCUGCUGUCCUGCCAGUGUGCUGCAGGCCAUGGCCGUGCUGGUCUGUGCCGAGAUGUACCAGGUGAAACGUCUGCAGCACCUGUGUGAGGUCUGUGUGUGUGCUUACCUUCAGAGCAUGCCCAGUAGAGAGCUGGCAUCAACAGGUAUCAGCGUGGUCCGACUACUCCGCAGAGCAAAGUGCCACAAUGCAGAGCAGCUGUACGUCUGGCUCCUCCACUUCAUCGCCAACAACUACCUGAUCUUCAGUCACAAACCUGACUUCCUGGAGCUCUCAGAGGAUGAGCGUGAGCAGGUGGAGCGGCUACGAUGGCCAUCCAGAGGCUACCUGCAGGAGCUUAGCGAGUACCAGCAGCGGCGACGCAAACUACGCAAGUCCCGCUGCAUAGUCAUGUGACCCCACCUGGAAGCCACA
Messenger RNA from Seriola dumerili (greater amberjack), 2256 nucleotides. It is a transcript of the gene rhobtb3, whose product is annotated as Rho related BTB domain containing 3. The record is from RefSeq and is a predicted model, not a curated record. Gene Ontology annotation, biological process: regulation of proteolysis; proteasome-mediated ubiquitin-dependent protein catabolic process. Bases 379 to 2238 code for a protein of 619 amino acids. Lineage: Eukaryota; Metazoa; Chordata; Actinopteri; Carangiformes; Carangidae. Gene Ontology annotation, molecular function: ubiquitin protein ligase binding. The transcript has 13 exons. Gene Ontology annotation, cellular component: cytoplasm.